Messenger RNA from Cyprinodon tularosa, 1614 nucleotides. RefSeq names its product cubilin-like. The transcript has 9 exons. The annotation marks the transcript as partial. The record is from RefSeq and is a predicted model, not a curated record. NCBI's taxonomy places the organism in Eukaryota, Metazoa, Chordata, Actinopteri, Cyprinodontiformes, Cyprinodontidae.
CACCUGCAUGCCUUCUAUACCUCUUUCCUGAUACCAGGCUGUGGAGGAACGUUGACAACUGCUUCUGGAGGGCUGUCGUCUCCCAACUAUCCUCUUCCCUAUCAUCCCAACGCUGAAUGCUACUGGAACAUCAGGACCAGUCAGGGAAGCCUGCUCCAGCUGUCUUUCUCAGCCUUCCACCUGGAAUCCAGCUCUACCUGCGCUUUUGACUAUCUAGCUGUGUACGAUGGGAACAGCAGCAGUUCUGCAGAGCUGGCUAAGCUGUGUGGCUCUGCGCUUCCAGGCCUCAUCAACUCCUCCUCCAAUCAACUCUACAUCAAACUACGCACAGACAGCAGCAUCAACACCGGAGGCUUCCUUGCAUCUUACAGCACCAGGUGUCAUGGCGUGGUCUACUCCCACCGGCACCAGGGAGUGAUCGAGUCGUUGAACUUUCCAAACAACUACCCAGCCAACGGUCUGUGCAGCUGGACCAUCCAGGCCAGCACUGGAAACACAAUCAACUACACCUUCAACGCCUUCCAGCUAGAGGCCACGUCCAGCUGCAGCUUCGACUACAUCAAGCUCUAUAACGGGCCUGAUGAGCAGGCUCCUUUGAUUGGUGCGUUCUGUGGGAACACGCCCCCUCCAGCCAGCAGCACUACAGGCUCCGCCCUAACCGUGGUGUUUAGAAGUGACUCCUCCAUUUCCAUGGCCGGCUUCCAGAUGAUGUGGUACCAGAACGGAUGUGGAGGAGAUCUCCAUGGGCCCAGCGGCUCCAUCAGCAGCCCGGGUUACCCCAACAAGUACCCUGAAAACAGAGAGUGCAUCUGGUACGUCACCACCUCACCUGGAAGCAGCAUCACCAUGACCAUCCACGAGUUUGAUGUGGAGUUCCACGCAGACUGCAACUAUGACGUUCUAGAAGUGUAUGGAGGCCCAGACCUGCAGGCCCCUCGGCUGGCCCAGCUGUGCAGCACCACCUCCAGCCCCAUGCAGGUCUCCAGCACUGGGAACCUGCUCACAGUACGCUUCAAGUCUGAUGCCUACGUCAGCGGCCGAGGAUUCAAUGCCAGCUGGGUGGAGGUCCAGGGAGGCUGUGGAGGCCCAGUCACCGCUCCGGCAGGUGAGAUCCACUCACCGCUGUAUCCGGCCAGCUACCCCAACAACGUGGACUGUUCCUGGGUGAUCAGUGUGGAGGUCAGCCACCGAGUCCUCCUGAACUUCACUGACCUGGACAUUGAAUACCACACAAACUGUACCUGGGAUUAUGUAGAGAUCCAUGAUGGUUCCAGCGCUUCCUUUCCUCUGCUGUCCCGUGUUUGUGGCUCCAGCACUCCUCAACCCAUAACCUCCACCACCAACACCAUCUAUGUCCGAUUUCGGUCCGAUUCUAGCAGAAACCAUCGAGGGUUCAGCGCUAGGUUCUCUGAAGGUAGAGAGGCUCUGCAUUCUGACUCAUUAUCAGCACAACUGAAUAAAUAUGUAUAUGUAUCCUAUACAAACAUCCUCAUCAUGGUGGUCAUGGUUACCGUCCUCAUCAUGGUGGUCAUGGUUACCGUCCUCAUCAUGGUGGUCAUGGUUACCGUCCUCAUCAUGGAGGUCAUGGUUACCGUCCUCAUCAGGAGGGGCAGG